UCAAAUCCUCUCACGGAUGGCUGCUUUAUGCUCUUCGUUACGAAUUUGCAGUAGACUCUUUUCUACUGGCUCAGCAAGCACCGAGGCUGAGCUUGGCUUAAGCUCAUGUGCAGAUGCCAAGUUGACAGCGAUGAAUACAUAUUAGGCCCCGCAUAUAUUGGCCGAAAGCAGCACAGACGGUCACACUUUUGGCGUAAGUGGUCCCAGGGUGCAUUGCUUAGCCAGUGCCGUGAUUGCUACUUAGUACCAUGUCCCCGACAGCCCUCGAAAUUCUGGUUUCAACAUUGCCGACAUGUCGCAAUUGGCUUCUGUGGUUCGUUGUAUGGCUGACUGGUCACUUGACAGGGAACUUUCCGUCUGUGACCUGUCUAGGUCGCAGUCUUCUCGCGAGAAACCCGGAGCUACAGACGGCAACGUCACCGCCUCCCUUGGACACGUUCUACUCUGGCAUGCGACUGCUGCGGCUCAGGCCGAGUGAUCGCAGCGUGAAGACCUCAUCUACCACACUCCAGAAGAAAUGUUACGACGUAACAAGCCGAAUGAAAGUGCUCUGGUGUGGGUGCGAUGCCCAUUCAAUGGCAAUUCUUACAGUGUCACAGUGAUCUCUUAUUCUCGAAGGCUCUAUGAGCGCAUCGUGUUGGGGAUAAUCCCAUGCAAUGAAGUCGCCGCACCCAUCACGACGGCAGCGACGGGCCGUGCGGAAACGCGUAGUCUUUCCUAAGGAUGCGUGCAUUCUUACAAUCACUGAAGUUAUCGGCAACGUAGGAUCUGCGCACCGUGUUUGGCUACGACACACACGAUCAGGAGCGAUAGACUCACGGCGAACCUGGGCACGGAUGCAAUACAGUGCAGUAUGUCGUCAACGCGGACUUCGCACUGUGUUUUCCUCAUAGAGAAGUGCUUCUCGGCCACACAUCACGAACAACGUUGCAGAUGACCCGUUCUUUAUGCUCGACCCUCGAAGUGGCGUGCACCGGACUCUGUGUGCUGAUUC
This is a messenger RNA of Fomitopsis serialis, 994 nucleotides long. RefSeq lists its product as uncharacterized. The record is from RefSeq and is a predicted model, not a curated record. Lineage: Eukaryota; Fungi; Basidiomycota; Agaricomycetes; Polyporales; Fomitopsidaceae. Bases 249 to 602 code for a protein of 117 amino acids. The transcript is spliced from 5 exons.